Molecule: messenger RNA, 2366 nt
Organism: Doryrhamphus excisus (bluestripe pipefish)
Lineage: Eukaryota; Metazoa; Chordata; Actinopteri; Syngnathiformes; Syngnathidae
Gene: lins1
Product: lines homolog 1
Source: RefSeq, a predicted model, not a curated record
UGGACGUCAGGCUGGAACAGUUCAAUAAAAACUGCGGACACGCAGGAAGCGGGAAACGUUCCUAUCUAUUUUUUCUUUUCUAUUCUGUAGUUCUUCCGCAACCGUCACGUGACGCUGAUCACAUGACAAAUACCAAGAUGGCGGCCGCCAGCGGCGUGUGCCGCACGGCUUCGGGCCUUCGGGACAGUCUUUCCGAGAUCUACAAGUGCACCGUGAACGCAACGCUUCCAGGACACAGUGCCGAGGAGCUCGCACGUGUGAUAUUCCGCGGGGUGCGCGCGCAGGAAGAGGACGACCGCCAUGGAAACGACACGGAGCUGAGCUGCAUCGGCCUGACUGUGAUCGGGAGGACGAUCUCCAUCGCCAUGUCGACGGCUCUCCAGCCGGACAUGGCGUCUUUCUACCAGCUCGCGCUUCAAGUUUUGUUUGAGGACAUGGACGCCAUGUCUCUACUGGUAGCUAACUUUGGCUGCAAAGACAAAUUCAUCAGUCAUUUGGCGGCAAAGAGCGCCGCCUCGUGGGUUCUCUACCAUCUGCGCAUGUCUGUGAGUAUCCAGUAUGUUUACUUCCGGUUUUGUUGCCAUAACCUUUUUGAAUUUUUGCAUUUGAACUGUCAGCUGAUUCUUGAGUGGAUUUUCCCCCCAAACGUAAAAGCGCUAACAGGUCAAAGCUAUCAAUUUGAUGUGACGUCAUUUCAGGGUGUGGUCAGUCCAGCAUGGCGGCAGGCUUGCGAGCGGGCAUUUCUCAGCUCAGCCGCCCGCCCGACUCUGGACGCCUGCGUGUGGUCGCUGAGCUACGUGCUCAAGAUGCUUCUGAAGGACAACCGUCAAGACGUUGUUAAGGUGGUUCUGAUGGCGUUUGACGCCAGCAUCAGUGCGUUGGUCUCCAGGUUCCUUCCCGCGGACGUGUGGCAGCACUCUGACGUGGACACGUUCUGCCUGCUGUUGGACCUUCUGGAGCUGCUGACGGCAUCCAGUGAGACGUGCGCGUGCGCUAGCAGCCAGAAGCUGACCCACGUGCACGCCGCCACCCUGAUGGCCGUCGUCAGCCGUUCGCCGCAGUAUUUUGUUAGUAAACGAGCGGCGCUGCUGCUCAAACGGGCCGCGCUGCGCAAGGCCGGCGAGGACUGGCUGGUGGGGGCCCGACUUCCUGUUCCCCCACCUGCACUGGCCUCUGACGUCACCUCGCUCGCUCGCACGGUGCUGGAUGGCGUGGCAGCCGACUGGUUGCUGAGCAUCCCAGUGGCGUCUGCGUCUUUCUUCGGAGGGACGAGCGACAUCGGCGGGGGACGGCAGGGUGGUGACGGUGUGAUGCUGCGAGCUGUCAGCCUGCUCGUUAUCACGUGCGUGGAGCGAAACGUGCGCGUCACCUCGGCAGGCGCCGAGGCUUGUGGGUAUCUGCGGUCUCUGUGGUCCUUCCUGAGGAAGACGCAGGUGGGCCACACCUGCCACUUGCUGACGCUCCUCUUUAGCGAGCAGGACGACGACAUGAUGGAGGCCGCCAAAGCUCUGUUGGCCAUUUUCCUCCACAUCAGGGAGAAUUCCCCGUCGGACGGCUCUGAUCCCGGGGAGGCCGCCUGCGCCUCUGGCUGCAACCCUCACUGUCACUUCCUGUUUGUCCUCCAGAGCGUGGCCUUUGACCACCGCGUCCUCCUGGAUUUCCUCAUCUCCAUGGAAACCUGCUUCCUGGAGUACCUGGUACGCUACCUCAAGUACCUGAGCACAGACUGGCAGGGCUUCACCGCCGCGUGUUGCCGAGUGGGCGAGACCACGACCGAGUUAGACUCUGGUCAGGUGGGCACCAGAUCUGGGCGGAGCCUCGUGGACUACGACUCUUCUGAUGAGUCCGAUCCAGAUACUGUUGAGGGGUCACGUGGUUGGACCGCCUCGGGUGGAAAGACGCAAACUAACAUGGCAGCGUGUCAAACUUUGGUACAAGCCGUCGCCUGCCUGUCCAAGCUCCGCCUCCUGGUGUCCAACCUGCAGGCAAAGAAAAUGUUUCCGUACAACGCCGAGUCGCUCAUCAAACUUCUAACACACGUGGAAAAGUGUGAAGGACAGAGCAGGUAACGGAACCCCCAGCAUGCAUCACGUUUUCACACUGAUGGAGGAAGGAUGUCCAAAGCGUCCCGGGGGCCGUUUGAGUCCUGACUUUGGUGCUUUCUUCCCUUUUUGGGCUCCCCUGCUGCUCUGUUGUUGGUCUAAGCAGCCAAUGCAGAGUAUACCAACUCUCACCAGAAGGCAUCUGGGAUAGGCUCCAGCCUACCUCGGGUUUGUGGACCAAAGGACACAAAUUCCAGCAUAGUUUGACUUCCUGAAUGGAACACAAUGAAGCCAACACAAGGUGAAGAAUAUCAAAUAAAAUGG